Messenger RNA from Pungitius pungitius (ninespine stickleback), 1290 nucleotides. Its product is annotated as endonuclease V-like. Gene Ontology annotation, biological process: DNA repair. Bases 107 to 871 code for a protein of 254 amino acids. Gene Ontology annotation, molecular function: RNA endonuclease activity producing 5'-phosphomonoesters, hydrolytic mechanism; single-stranded RNA binding. The record is from RefSeq and is a predicted model, not a curated record. Lineage: Eukaryota; Metazoa; Chordata; Actinopteri; Perciformes; Gasterosteidae. Gene Ontology annotation, cellular component: cytoplasm; nucleolus. The transcript is spliced from 9 exons.
CAAAACAGAGACACAAGACGGGGAAGGUGCUACUGUCAAUUUAUUUGAAUAUCUUAAAAAUAUUCUUUACCCCCCCCCCCCCCCCCCCUUUAUAGGACUGAAGCAGAUGUCCGCUCCUCCCGGAGAAGAUCUGGUCCACCAAUGGGAGAGCGAGCAGGCCCGUCUCAGACUGCAGGUGGUACAGGAGGACACCGAGGACUGGCAGCGAAGCCCCCACUUCUCGGGCCUGGAGAGAGUUGGAGGAGUAGACCUGUCUUUCAUCAAAGGGGAUGAGGUCAACGCCUGCGCCCAACUGGUGGUGCUCAGCUAUCCCGACCUGGAGGUGCUCUAUGAAGACAGUCAGAUGGUGACCCUGACGGCUCCAUACAUGGCCGGCUUCCUGGCCUUCAGAGAAACCCCCUUCCUUCUGGAAGCCCUGCAGCGGCUGGAGAGGAACCAGCCCAAACUUCUGCCUCAGGUGGUGUUUGUGGAUGGCAAUGGUCUCUUCCACUACAGAGAGUUCGGCCUGGCGUGUCAUCUCGGCGUGCUGUCGGGGCUGCCGUGCGUGGGCGUGGCCAAGAACUUGCUGCAGGUACAAGGUGUGCACAAGAGUGAACAGCACCAGUCACAGAUAGCUGCUCUGCAGAAAGGAGGAGACAGCUUCCCACUCACAGCCGCCUCCGGCAAAGUGCUCGGAAAGGCACUGCGGAGCUCCGACAACAGCUGUAAACCGGUGUACGUGUCCGUGGGCCACCAGAUCAGCCUGAACACAGCCGUACGCCUCACACACUCCUGCUGCCGCUACCGGGUCCCAGAGCCCAUCAGACAGGCCGACCACCGCUCCAGAGAAUACCUUCGCACGCAGAUGCAGAUACACGACACAAAGAAAUGAGGUUGCAAAAGAUGCAACGAAAGAUCUAAAGAACUCUGAAGACCAGCAAGUACAGAAGACCACUAAAAAUGUGCCACGUGUGGGUGUGUGUGUGUGCAUAGGAUUUCAGUCCCGGUCCGUACUAACACAGCAAGACCGAUCAGUUCUUUUUAAGCAUUUGCCACAUUUUCAAACUGGAUAUGGGUCAAACCGUUCCAUUUUACUGUUCUCAUUAAAUUUUUUGGGUCACUAAGGUUUUUACAUUGAGAGCCUUCUCAAUAAAUCAUUGGAAGUGUAAACAAUACGACACACACACACACAGUCCCGGGCCAUAUUGCGCCUGAUGCGUCGUCACUGCGUGGCUCUCUUUAGGUGAGUCAGACUUGGCAGAGGGCCUCGCGGUGCCAGGCCGGGCCCAGCGAGGCCAGCGGAAACGAAGG